AUGGUCGAUAAACUUGUUUCAGUCGUCUGGUCACUGUUACUCACCACUAUCAGACUGUGUUUUUGUAUAAAAAUGAGCGCACCGGCUAAGAACGUUGGCACCGGCUUGGAAGAUGUCAAUAUACCAGGUCAGGCAUACUUGCGUGAGGCGCUGACCUCCUGCACAGAUCCCUUAAAGGCCAUCGAGAGUUUUCAGCUGGAAAAUGGCGUACUCUUGCCAUCGUUGCGUCCCAUGCUGCCCCUUUUGGAUUUGCAUGGCGUCAGACGUCUGGACUUUCAUACGUCACUGAUGGAAGAGCUAAGAGACAAGUUAAUUGCACACAUUAAUGAGCUGGGCCAAAAGGACCCACGGGAACGGGACAAAAAAUUAAAGGAGCUGCUGGUCAAGAGUUUUCCGGUGGUGCGUGUUAAGCAGCUGCGUCCCGUCGUCAUGGCCAUUCUGAGAAACACACAGCACAUUGAUGACAAAUAUUUGCGCAUAUUGGUGCGGGAUCGCGAACUCUAUGCUGACACGGACACGGAAGUCAAGCGACAGAUCUGGCGCGACAAUCAGUCGCUGUUUGGUGAUGAGGUGUCGCCGCUUCUGUCGCAAUAUAUUCGCGAAAAGGAGCAUAUACUCUUUGAUCAUACCAAUCUGAAUAAUUUGUUCUUUCAGCCUACGCCCAAAGUACGGCGUCAGGGCGAAGUAGUGGAGAAGUUGGCCAACAUGAUUGGCACUAGCGUCAAGCUGUAUGACAUGGUAUUGCAGUUCCUGCGAACGCUCUUUUUGCGCACACGGAAUGUACAUUAUUGUACGCUGCGUGCGGAGCUAUUAAUGGCUUUGCACGACUUGGAAGUGCAAGAGAUUAUCUCUAUUGAUCCUUGCCAUAAGUUCACCUGGUGUCUGGAUGCCUGCAUACGUGAGAAGAACGUGGAUAUAAAAAGAUCGCGCGAGCUGCAAGGCUUUCUGGAUAACAUUAAGCGCGGCCAGGAGCAAGUACUGGGUGAUUUAUCCAUGACCCUCUGCGAUCCUUAUGCCAUUAACUUUUUGGCCACGUCGGCCAUUAAGAUACUACAACAUCUAAUCAACAACGAAGGCAUGCCACGAGAUAACCAAAUUCUUAUAUUGCUGCUGCGCAUGUUGGCUCUGGGCCUAAGCGCUUGGGUCAUGAUCGAUUCGCAGGACUUUAAGGAACCCAAGCUGGACAGUCAGGUGGUUACUAAAUUUCUACCCGCGCUCAUGUCUCUCAUGGUGGAUGAUCAAUGUCGCAGUCUACAUGCCAAACUGCCACCCGAUGAACGCGAAUCUGCGCUUACAACCAUUGAGCAUUCUGGCCCGGCGCCAGAUGCUGUAGAGGCGUAUAUACAAGAGAGUUCGGUGGCAAGCAUUUUGGCCAUGUAUUAUACACUGCACACGGCGCGCACUAAGGAUCGUGUAGGUGUGCUGCGUAUCUUGGCUAUUUUGUCCAGCUGCAAGGAUGAUCGCGCUUAUGAAGAUCCCUUCCUGCACUCUUUAAUUGCGCUCCUCAUACCCAUGAGCGAAGAGUUCUCCACCGAGGACUUUUGCACCACACUCUUCGAUGAGUUUAUAUUCGCUGGACUCACGCGUGAGAAUGUAACUUCCAGGCACAUGCUUAAGCUGCUCUGGUAUGUGCACAGCAAGUUGCCUGUGGGACGUCUCGGCACUUUGAUGAAGGCCAUGCAACCUACUACGGCGCACAAUGAGCACAUUCAUAAGCUUUACGAGACGCUAAAGGAACGCAUUGGCAGCGUUGCACCCCCAGAGACACCGCCCGCCGAGACGGCAGCUGGAUUUGAAGCACCACUCAGUGUACCAACGCCGGGCCCACAUUAUAAUGCUUAAUAUCUAUCCUUAUAUGCUUUAAGUUAGUCGUAAUUUAACAUGUAAGCUUGCAAAUAUUCAGCAUAAUGACAAAAUUAAAUACAGCAGCUGCUUAAGGUGGAAGCACCAAUUAAUUGAUAUCUUAUUAAAAAU
Messenger RNA from Drosophila busckii, 1974 nucleotides. It is a transcript of the gene NELF-B, whose product is annotated as negative elongation factor B. The record is from RefSeq and is a predicted model, not a curated record. Gene Ontology annotation, biological process: negative regulation of transcription elongation by RNA polymerase II. Lineage: Eukaryota; Metazoa; Arthropoda; Insecta; Diptera; Drosophilidae. Gene Ontology annotation, cellular component: NELF complex; nucleus. Bases 1 to 1842 code for a protein of 613 amino acids. The transcript is spliced from 2 exons.